AUGUCCACGGCCGACAACAACGACACAAUGGAGCUGGACGAGCCCCAGCAAGAACAACCCGCCACAACAACAACAACAACAACCACCACCUCCUCAACCUACGCCAACACCUCAGCCAUGCAAACGCACACCCGCGCCACGGCCGUCCGCUCGAUCGAAGGCUGGAUCAUCAUGGUGACCAACGUGCACGAGGAGGCCGACGAGGAGGCCAUCCACGACAUGUUUGGGGAGUACGGCGAGAUUAGGAACCUGCAUCUCAACCUGGACAGACGGACGGGUUAUGUCAAGGGCUACGCCUUGAUCGAGUACUCCACCAUUGAGGAAGCAAGAGCCGCCAUUGACGGGGCGCACAACACGCCCCUCUUGGACCAGAACGUCCAAGUUGACUUUGCGUUUGUGAGGCCGCCUCCUGGGAAGGGGAACAACCAGCAGGGCCAUAAUGGGGAGAUUAGAGGAGGUGGGAGAUCUGCUGGAGGAGGUGGUGGUAGGGGGAGGGAUAAUAGGGGGCAGAGGAGUGGGAGGUCGAGGUCGAGGAGUCCGGGGGUGAGGGAUAAUAACAACAGGAGGAGGGAUGACGAUGAGGAGGACUUGUAG
This is a messenger RNA of Podospora anserina S mat+, 594 nucleotides long. RefSeq lists its product as uncharacterized. Gene Ontology annotation, biological process: RNA splicing. NCBI's taxonomy places the organism in Eukaryota, Fungi, Ascomycota, Sordariomycetes, Sordariales, Podosporaceae. The record is from RefSeq and is a predicted model, not a curated record. Gene Ontology annotation, molecular function: mRNA binding. The transcript has 2 exons. Gene Ontology annotation, cellular component: cytoplasm; nucleus; exon-exon junction complex. The coding region runs from base 1 to 594 and encodes 197 amino acids.